Molecule: messenger RNA, 1608 nt
Organism: Chanos chanos (milkfish)
Lineage: Eukaryota; Metazoa; Chordata; Actinopteri; Gonorynchiformes; Chanidae
Gene: pias4b
Product: protein inhibitor of activated STAT, 4b
Exons: 12
Coding region: 1-1608 (535 amino acids)
Biological process (GO): protein sumoylation; regulation of transcription by RNA polymerase II
Cellular component (GO): chromatin
Molecular function (GO): transcription coregulator activity; SUMO ligase activity; zinc ion binding
Source: RefSeq, a predicted model, not a curated record
AUGUCUACGCAAGUAUCGGAAGCAAAGAUGAUGGUGGAGAAUUUGAGAGUGACAGAGCUCCGCUUUCUCCUCUCGGCCAUGGGCAGGAGCAAAGGUGGGCGAAAGACCGAGUUGAUUCUACGAAUCACGGAUCUUCUCCACAACGACUGCCGACCGGAUUUACUCUCCAACAUCCGCGAGCUGUACAGACUCCGCUGCAGAGACUCGCGCUCUUACAACAGACGCUCGCAGUUACUCCACAACGACAAAGAACCCUUCCUAGACCCUGAGAGCAUGCUCACACCACCCACAGACUGCAUUGACAGACUGAGUCAACCGCAUGCCGUGCCUGCGGCCGAGGUUCAAAUGAUGAAGCUUCCUUUUUACCACAACCUGGACACCAUCUUACCCCCUACACCAUUAGAGGCCAAAAACGGUGACCUUUUGCAGGUUCAUCGGUUUGCGCUCCGGCUCACGAAAAAGCAACUGGAGAUGCUGAGGGCCCCUCAAAAAUCUUGGCAGGGUUUACAGGGGACCCAGAUGGUGCUCAGAAUUUGUUACACUGAAAGUAUUGGCAUAGAAGAGGAUCAGUAUCCUGCGAACUUCUCUCUCUCUGUCAACUUUUCACACUGCCCGAUAAAGCUGAAAUACCCCUGUAAUAAAUCAGGGGUGGAGCCUCGACGUCCCUGUGAACCAAUCAACAUCACGCCUUUGGUGCGCAUGGGCUCUCAUCUGUCCAAUGAAAUUGAAUUGACUUGGGGUAAUUUUGGCAAGCACUAUUCAGUAGCAGUCUACCUGGUGGGGGUCUUCACUGCGGCCGAGCUCCUGAAGGAGCUACAGCGCACCUCGGUGGAGAACGUGGAGCACUGCAGGCGACGGAUCUCUGAAAAACUUUGCUGUGACUCAGAGAAUGAAAUUGCCACGACGAAGCUGCAAGUGUCCCUCAUCUGUCCACUGGGGAAGAUGCGUCUGUCGGUCCCCUGUCGAGCUGUGACGUGUGCCCAUUUGCAGUGCUUUGAUGCGGUCUUCUACCUGCAGAUGAACGAGAUGAAACCCACUUGGACUUGCCCCGUGUGUCAUAAGCCUGCUCCAUUUGACCAGCUCAGGAUUGAUGGGUUACUGAGUGAGGUCCUCCAGAGUUCUGAGAAAGCGGUGGAGGAGAUAGAGUACCUGGCCAACGGCUCCUGGAGGUCUGUGACGCACGUGAGAGAGAGAGAACCCAGUCGAGCACCUGACAGCUCCCAGCAGAAUCGCAACAAGACCAGCCCAGCAAAGCUUGUCACAGGGGCUGUUGGGAUGCAGCGUGAUGAUGUCGUGGAUCUAACCCAGGGUUCUUCUGAUGAAGAGGACGAACUGACCGAUGAAACAGUCACCACACAGCUGAGAGACUCCUUAGAGGACCCUCAAUGCCACCACAGACGCAGGACUGAUAAAGGAGAGAGGAUGAGGUUAAGGUACUGCAAAUCUCGCGGUAUUUCGCGAAUCCUCUCAUCGCAAGCCAGCCGCUUCCUGGACCGUAACCUGCCAUGGGCCAAAAGGGCCAAACUUAGCCGCACCCCCUUCAACCUUAUCCUGGGACAUUCCGUUCACGGUAACUACCCCGGCCAGCAACCGGGGUUUAACAUCUGA